AAGCAAGGGAAUCAAUCUCACAAUGGGCACAGUGUCCUGAGUGCAGAAGGGAAGUGUGCUGAUGGAGGAAGUCACCAAGGACUCGGGAAGAAAAAUCACGGAGGUCCCUGGAUGGACUGUAGCAGACUGAAUUCAGCGCUCCGAUUGCCAUGCAACCAGGCCCUUGCUCUGAAGCUCCUUUUUGCCCCACUCCCCUUUUCCUUCUGAGAAGAUAUGAAGUUAGUAAGUGGUGGAAGGUUUCUUUUCUAACUAUGAUUCAAAAAGAAGCUUAGCCACAGAACAGGUGAGUGCUACUGCCUUAGAGAACAACUUGUAGAGACAUGCCCCAGAUAGAUCCACCCCGGAUUUUUCAAAGAAGGCAACUCCUUCAUCAUGUAUUGUAAGGCCUUCCAAGUUCAAGAAGAAGCCAUCUGCUUCCACAUUGAUCACCUGACUCAAGGUACCCAGCAGGCUCCCUGUGAGUAUACCAGAGACUUCACUACAACAUGACCCACAGGGGUAACCCAGGACCUGUCCACAGGCUGAAACUUGUGACUCUUCUGUUUGCCCUAAGUCCAGAACUUCUUUUCCUGGGAGCAGCAGUGAAGCUUCAGGACAAUGGGUACGACGGAUUGCUUGUUGCGAUUAACCCUCGGGUACCCGAGAAUCUGAACCUGAUUACAAACAUGAAGGAGAUGAUAACUGAAGCUUCCUUUUACCUGUUCAAUGCUACCAAGAGAAGAGUGUUUUUCAGAAAUAUACAGAUUUUAAUACCUGCCACUUGGACAGCUCAUAAUUAUAGCAAAGUAAAACAAGAAUCCUAUGAAAAGGCAAAUGUCAUAGUGACUGAGCAGAAUGGGGUACACGGGGAUGAUCCAUAUACGCUACAACACAGAGGGUGUGGAAAAGAGGGGAAAUACAUCCAUUUCACCCCUAGCUUCCUGCUAAAUGAUGAGUUAGCAGCAGGAUAUGGCUCAAGAGGCAGGGUGUUCGUCCAUGAAUGGGCCCAUCUCCGCUGGGGUGUGUUUGAUGAAUAUAACCACGACAAGCCAUUCUACAUGAAUGGGCGGAAUGAAAUUCAAGUCACAAGGUGUUCAUCUGACAUCACUGGAGUUUUUGUGUGUGAAAAGGGCCUUUGUCCCCAGGAAGGCUGUAUCAUUAGUAAGCUUUUCAGAGAAGGAUGCACAUUCCUCUACAACAGCACCCAGAAUGCAACUGGAUCAAUAAUGUUCAUGCAAAGUUUAUCUUCGGUGGUUGAAUUCUGUAAUGCAAGCACCCACAACCGUGAAGCCCCAAACCUACAGAACCAAGUGUGCAGCCUCAGAAGUACCUGGGACGUAAUCACAGGCUCCUCUGACCUUAAUCACAGCCUCCCCAUGAGUGGGGUUGAGCUUCCUCCUCCUCCCACGUUUUCCCUCAUGCAGGCUGGGGACAAAGUCCUCUGCUUAGUGAUGGACGUGUCCAGGAAGAUGGCAGAGUGUAUGAAGCAUGAAGGCACAAAAGGUUUUGAAGAGUCCAAGGCAGACAGACUCCUUCGACUGCAACAAGCAGCUGAAUUGUACUUAAUGCAGGUUGUUGAAGUUCAUACUUUUGUGGGCAUUGUCACUUUUGAUAGCAAAGGAGCAAUCAGAGCCCAGCUGCAACAAAUUAACAGUGCCGAUGACCGGAAGCUGCUGGUUUCCUAUCUGCCCACCACCGCGUCCACGGAAGAAGGAGUGGACACCUGUGCAGGCAUUAAAAGGGGUUUCGAGGUCAUUGAGAAGAGGAACGGAAGAGCCGAUGGCUCUGUCAUGAUACUGGUGACCAGUGGGGCAGAUGAACACAUAAACAACUGCCUGCUCACCGCCAUGAGCAGCGGAUCCACCAUUCACUCCAUUGCCCUGGGUUCCUCUGCAGUCAGAAAACUGGAGGAGUUAUCACAUCUUACGGGAGGUUUAAAGUUCUUCAUUCCAGAUGAAUCUAAUCCCAACAGAAUGACGGAAGCUUUCAGUAGGAUCUCUUCUGGAACGGGGGACAUUUUCCAGCAAAGCUUACAGCUUGAAAGCGUGUGCGAAACUGUGCAACCCCAGCACCAACUUUUAAACUCUGUGACGGUGGAUAGCGCUGUGGGCAACGACACAAUUUUUGUAGUCAUGUGGCAGACCAGUGGUCCUCCUGAGAUUAUAUUAUUGGAUCCUAGUGGAAGAAAAUACAACACCAGUGACUUUGUCAUCAAUUUGGCCUUUCGGACAGCAAUCAUUCAGUUUCCAGGAACUGCAAAGCCUGGGCACUGGACUUAUAUACUGAACAACACACACCGUUCUCCUCAAGCCCUGAAAGUGACGGUGGCCUCCCGAGCCUCCAGCCUGGCCGUGUCCCCAGCCACUGUGGAAGCCUUUGCGGAAAGAGACAGCACCUAUUUUCCUCAGCCGGUGAUAAUUUAUGCGAACGUGAGGAAGGGUCUGUAUCCUAUUCUUAACGCCACUGUGGUGGCUACAGUCGAGCCAGAGGCUGGAGAUCCCAUUGUGCUGCAGCUUUUGGAUAAUGGAGCAGGUGCUGACGUUAUAAAAAGGGAUGGAAUUUACUCCAGGUAUUUUUUCUCCUUUGCUGUAAGUGGUAGAUACAGCUUGACAGUGCAUGUCCAUCACUCUCCCAGCAUAAGCACCCUAGACCACUCUGUUCCAGGAAGCCAUGCUAUGUAUGUGCCAGGUUAUAUAGCAAACGAUAAUAUUCAAAUGAAUGCUCCAAAAAAAACUGGCCACAGAGGUGUGGAGGAGCAGUGGGGCUUCAGUAGAGUAAGUUCUGGGGGCUCCUUCUCAGUGCUGGGAGUUCCAGCUGGCCCCCAUCCUGACAUGUUUCCACCAUGCAAAAUUACUGACCUGGAAGCCAUAAAAGCAGAAGAGGAUGUGAUCCUCUCUUGGACAGCACCUGGAGAAAACUUUGAUCAGGGCCAGGCUACAAGCUAUGAAAUAAGAAUGAGUAAAAAUCUACAGAGUAUUCGAGACAAUUUUAACAAUGCCAUUUUAGUGAACACUUCAGAGCUAAAUCCUCAGCAAGCUGGCACAAGGGAGAUAUUUACAUUCUCACUGAAGCUUGUCACCAGUGAACUUGAACAUGAACCUGAUGGAAAAAUGCAAGAAAACCACGUAGUGUAUGUGGCCAUGAGAGCAGUGGAUCAAAACUCCCUGAAGUCAGAUGUAUCUAACAUCGCCCUGGUGUCGCUGUCUGUUUCCCAAAAUUCUGCUCCUGCACUUAGCAGAGAUGAAUUAAUACUGAAAGGAGUUUUAGUGGCAGUAGGUUUGAUAGCAAUGGUCUGCCUUAUUAUAGUUGCAGCACACUGCACUUUAAAUAGGAAAAAAAGAGCAUUAAAGAAAGACAAUGUAACAAAAUUGCUAUGAACCAAUGUGCAUAGUACCUUCCUUCCUAGAUAUGAUGCCCAUGGCCUUUACAUUCAUAAAAAAUGCCAACAAAAUCAAAUUAGCAUCAACACUAUGUUGAAAUGCAUUUGGGCAUUUAUAUAAUCACGGUUCAGGUUUUUACAUAGUAGAUAGACACCACCACCCCUCAAAAAGCCAGCUUUUAUAAUACUCAUUUGGGGGGAAUGGUUAGAAAACAGUAAUUUUAUAGUUAUGGAAAAAUAAUUUUUAAAAAUAUUGUUCAAGGUAAUGUCUUGAAAGGCAAGGUAAGGGCAAAAUCAAAUCUGGGUCAAGAAAAGCAUGUUUUAUUAAAGUUGAGGGAAAAAAAUAUCCCAGGCACAGAAAAGGAGGUUGGGUCUGAAUUAGGCAGUGUAACUGACUGUAUGAAGCCACCGUGUUACUUUGAUUAAUUUCUCAUCUCUGCUUAUCUGUGCAGAGCAGGAUGCAUGUUUAUAACUGACAACCAAGCUGUGAUAGAGCUGAGGUCUCCACUACAGGCUCUUCAUGUCUUCUCCUUUGGUUAAGUUCGCUAUGGCUCUCAUUCCACCACCAAUGCUUGGACAGGCUCUUCCUCACUGUGAGUGGAGACCUUAGAGUGUGGCCAUUGUCCUUACUCCUUGGUACUGAUCUGUGACAGAGGUCGCCAGAGUUUAUUGUUUGUAAGAUUUUAGUCCCAUUGAAGCAGCUUUGAAGUUAUUACCUUGGAAAUACUUGAAUAAAAAUGGUUACAGCGCUCA
Peromyscus maniculatus bairdii (prairie deer mouse) is the source of this 4111-nucleotide messenger RNA. RefSeq names its product calcium-activated chloride channel regulator 2. Gene Ontology annotation, molecular function: intracellularly calcium-gated chloride channel activity. Gene Ontology annotation, cellular component: plasma membrane. Gene Ontology annotation, biological process: chloride transport. The record is from RefSeq and is a predicted model, not a curated record. NCBI's taxonomy places the organism in Eukaryota, Metazoa, Chordata, Mammalia, Rodentia, Cricetidae.